This is a messenger RNA of Diatraea saccharalis (sugarcane borer), 2845 nucleotides long. Lineage: Eukaryota; Metazoa; Arthropoda; Insecta; Lepidoptera; Crambidae. The record is from the annotation of a GenBank genome assembly.
AUCACAAGAAACAAAUACAAAAUCUCACUAAAACUUUGUUCAUGACUUAGUUGUUAUAAAAUGUGAAGAAAUACUUUAACUUUCAGUAUUGAAUAAAUAUAAGUAAAACUUCGUGGACUUGAGCUAAGUAUUGUUGAGUAUUUUGAGCCCUUUGUUUUUACAACAUUAUGUCGGACGAUGAAAAAAAUGUGCAUAGGUUGGAAGGCACAACAGGUGAUGCUCCAGGAGGAUUAAUUAUUAAAAAGAAAGACAAACCAUCUGAAUUCCAAUUUGCAAAACCAUCUCUGUUGGGACUGGAUAAAUUAGCUGCCGCUAAAAGAAAGCAAAAUAGACUAAUAUCCUUCCAAGACGACGCAAACGAAGAUGACAAUGCGGCUUCUAAUAAUGAGUCUGAUACCACAAAAGAACGUAAAUACAGGAAGCAUAAUGAAGAAACACCGACUUAUACGGGUGGUAUAUCGGAACAAGCCCGAGAACGUAUGCUGGAGAGAUUACAAAGAAAGGACAGGGAAACAAGAGAAAAGGGUGUACAUAAUUCAACAAAAGAAGAAAAGAAAACAUCAAAAGAUGAAAAUGAUGAUCACUACUACCGUCACCGUUUUGAUAGACGCGAAAGAGACAGAAGGUAUGAUGACUACAGAAAAGACAGGGAAAGAAGAAGAGACAGAGAUGUCGAAAGAAAAGGAAGAGAAUCCGAUAGAAGAGGUGGAGACUCAGAGAGAAGAGACCGGAGAGACAGUGAGAGAAGUAGAGACAGUUCACGAAGAAGCUACUAUGAGCCAAGGUUUAAAGAUGAACCACGGACACCCAGCAUAAAAGCAUUAAAACCAACAGACAAAACUGCUUGGGAUGAAGAUGAUGAUGAUAAAGGACCUAUACGAAAAUCAAGUUGGGAUUUCCCUACACCAUUACCCCGGGACGCUGGACCCUCUGAUCGGUCAUAUCGUAGUGAAAGGAGUGUAAAACCGAUGAGAGAUUACAAAGGAAGGCUUUAUGAGCAGUCUGAGAGAGCUUCUCCACACAAAUUUGCUAGUUCCAGACGUGGCUUGGAUGUAGAUGACCCUGAAUGGCAAGAGGCUGAAAAGAAAUUGGACAGAGCUUGGUACAAUAUGGGCGAAGGCGAAGCAGACGAGUCCGAUCCGUUUGCGGACACUAGUGCUGAAUAUAUCGCUCGCAAGGAAGAGCAGAUAGUGAAGCGAGCCAACAGGAAAGUGUCAGCGCAGAGACAACAGAUAGAUAAGGACAACGAGCUGUGGGAGCGAAACAGAAUGCUGACCAGUGGCGUCGUGCACUCUAUCAAUGUCAACAACGACUUAGAUGAGGAAAGCGUAGACAGGGUGCAUUUACUAGUCCACAACAUAGUGCCACCGUUCCUUGACGGCAGGAUUGUGUUCACGAAACAACCGGAGCCUGUUAUACCAGUCAAAGAUCCAACUUCAGAUAUGGCGAUGAACGCUCGAAAGGGUUCCGCAUUAGUUAAGGCGUUCAGAGAGCAAAAAGAGAGGCGAAAAGCUCAGAAGAAACACUGGAAAUUGGAGGGCACUAAAAUAGGUAACAUCAUGGGAAUACAGAAAGAGAAAGAAGAAGAGGAGGAUGAGCCAACUAAACAAGCUUACAAGUACGCCGAACAUUUGGAUAAAGAAGCUGAAGAGCCAGAAUCAAAGUCAGAUUUUGUGAAGAAGAAAAGUAUCGGUGAACAGCGCCGCUACUUGCCUGUGUUCGCUGUACGGGAAGAACUUAUGCAGGUCAUAAGGGAGAAUAACGUCAUCAUAAUAGUUGGCGAAACCGGUAGCGGUAAAACGACCCAGUUGACUCAGUACCUGCACGAGGAGGGGUACAGUCGGCUCGGCAUGAUCGGGUGCACGCAGCCGCGCCGCGUCGCCGCCAUGUCCGUCGCCAAGCGGGUCUCGGACGAGAUGAACACUAAACUCGGUGACGAAGUGGGUUACGCGAUCCGUUUCGAAGAUUGCACGUCCCCUAACACGGUGAUAAAGUACAUGACGGACGGCAUACUCCUGCGCGAGGGGCUGCGGGAGCCGGAUCUCGACCACUACUGCGCCGUCAUCAUGGACGAGGCGCACGAGCGGUCGCUCUCCACUGAUAUGCUGUUCGGCCUGCUCAGAGAGGUCAGUGGAUUUUACUAUAAUGACGUACUGAGUUCGGUUCGUCCCACGGCUCACAGAUGGCGCUGUAUCUUGUUAAAUCGCGCUAGAGAGGUUUUCAAUGUAGGCUUACUUAAGAUUCCGAGUGUCACGGAACGGUAAAUUUUCUCGGUAUGGACUAGUCGCUACGGAUCGUAACUAUUAUGGAUGGGCUCAUGGACUUUCAGAUUGUCUCUGUUUCUAUAUCUACAUAAUCCAUUUAAAAUUUUACAUAUAAGUUAACCAUGUCUUAGGGAUGGUCCAUAUUAGAAAAACAUCGAUGUCACCAUCGUAAAAGCUAGGGAUGUGAGAUUAAUAGAAAAUAGUCGAUUUAAUAAAAAUCGAUUAUCUUUUAUAAAUUAUAAAUCGAUUUGUCAAUAAUCGAUUUUAAUGAAAAUAAAUAAUCGAUUUUUAAGAAAAAAUCGAUUUUUUUUUCUAUUAUUUAAAAUCCUACAUGCUUUGCAUAUUCCAAUAAUAAACCUAAAAGAUUCAUAUUAACAAUUAAUCAGAUUAAAAAAAAAUAAUAUGAAUAAAAAAAUUGACAAUUCAAAACUAAAAAUCAAAGCAAAUGUUCUUUUAAACUUUCAAGGUAAGGAAUAAUAAAACCAAAUAUCAUUAUUGAUAGAAAUUCUCAGUAUCUUUAAACGUUAUAUAAUAAUAAUAAUUAAAUGAGCACCCCAUCAAAAUGACAACCUUAUUGUCGC